This is a messenger RNA of Bactrocera neohumeralis, 1810 nucleotides long. It is a transcript of the gene Idh, whose product is annotated as isocitrate dehydrogenase [NADP] cytoplasmic. Gene Ontology annotation, biological process: isocitrate metabolic process. Gene Ontology annotation, molecular function: isocitrate dehydrogenase (NADP+) activity; NAD binding; magnesium ion binding. The transcript is spliced from 2 exons. The coding region runs from base 291 to 1604 and encodes 437 amino acids. Gene Ontology annotation, cellular component: peroxisome; cytosol; mitochondrion. The record is from RefSeq and is a predicted model, not a curated record. Lineage: Eukaryota; Metazoa; Arthropoda; Insecta; Diptera; Tephritidae.
UCUAGUAAAAAUAAAAACAAAUGCUGACCGUCUGAAGCACUCUGCCCAUUGCAUAAUGCCUCAACAGCCACUUACAAAGAGCGUACAAUAAUAAUUCUCGUAUUACCAAUUCAUUGUGUAAAAAGUUCGUGUUAAGAUCAUUACAAGUUUCCGUUAAAAGUGUGAUAAUUGCAAAAAGAAAUACUCACAGUUGAACAAAACAAUUUAUUCAACAAAGCAAAGGAUAAAGUCAAUAAAAGAAAGAAAUAAUAAACGCUGCAGAUAUAAAUAUUUGUAAAUAUUUCACCAAAAUGCACUCUUUACGUUACGCUCGUUCAUACACUCCAACAUUUUUGCGAGCUUUUACCGCUGCCAUCUCGAACAACGCUGGGAUGGCCAACAAAAUUCGCGCUGGUCCCGUUGUGGACAUUCUCGGCGAUGAAAUGACCCGCAUUAUUUGGUCCUCGAUUAAGGACAAAUUAAUUUUGCCUUUCCUCGACAUCGAGUUGCAUACCUACGAUCUUGGCAUGGAAUAUCGUGACAAAACUGAAGAUCAGGUCACAAUCGAUUGCGCUGAAGCGAUUAAGAAAUACAACGUGGGUAUUAAGUGUGCCACCAUCACUCCCGAUGAGAAACGUGUGGAGGAAUUCAACCUGAAGAAAAUGUGGAAAUCACCCAAUGGCACCAUACGUAACAUUCUUGGCGGCACUGUUUUCCGUGAAGCUAUCGUCUGCAAGAAUAUUCCACGCUUGGUUUCUGGUUGGGAGAAGCCUAUUGUUAUUGGCCGUCACGCGCACGGUGAUCAGUACAAAGCUACAGAUUUUGUAGUACCUGGUGCUGGUACAUUGACUCUCACUUUCAAGCCAAGCGAUGGUGGUGAAACCAUUUCACAUGAAGUAUACCAAUAUAAAGGCUCUGGCGUCGCCAUGGGUAUGUUCAAUACAGACGAUUCCAUUGUUGAUUUCGCGCACGCUUCUAUGAAGUAUGCGAUAUCACGAAAACUUCCUCUCUACUUGAGCACAAAAAAUACCAUUUUGAAGAAGUAUGAUGGCCGUUUCAAGGAUAUAUUCCAAGAUAUCUACGACAAGCAAUACAAGAAGGAAUUCGAGGCGCAAGGUAUCUGGUAUGAGCAUCGUCUGAUCGACGAUAUGGUUGCGUAUUGCAUGAAAUCAGAGGGCGGUUUUGUUUGGGCCUGCAAGAACUACGACGGUGAUGUACAAUCCGACUCAGUUGCUCAAGGUUUCGGCUCACUCGGUUUAAUGACAUCCGUACUAAUUUGCCCAGAUGGUAAGACUGUCGAGUCGGAGGCGGCACAUGGUACAGUGACACGUCACUAUCGUAUGUACCAACAAGGCAAAGAAACCUCAACCAACCCCAUCGCAUCGAUCUUCGCUUGGACCAGAGGCUUGUUGCAUCGUGCACAAUUGGACAAUAAUGAAAGCCUGAAGCAGUUUGCCGAAACGCUUGAGAAGGUGUGCGUAGAUACCAUCGAAUCGGGUAGCAUGACCAAAGAUUUGGCAAUCUGCAUCAAGGGCAUGAAUAAUGUGCAGCGUAGCGAUUACUUGGAAACAUUCGAAUUUAUGGAUAAGCUAGCAGAGAAUCUGCAAAAAGCACUUGCGAAGUGACUACCUGAUACAGAGCUGCGUUAUGCAAACGAAAGCCGUUCGCAUCUAUAAGAUGCAAGUGAUGGUUUUGUGGAAUGUAAAUGUGAAACUUAAUAAUGUUUAUGCCCAGUGUGUUAUAUAUUUUUUCACAUCACUAAAUUGUUUACAACUUCAAAAGAUCAAUAAAUGCUUUUAUAUUCAAUAAAUGUAUGUAGUACUUUGAACAA